CAGCGCUGGGAUCGAUAUUUUGUUUUCUUCAGACGCGUUCUUUGCAAGUUCCUGCUAUUUUAUCAUUUUAAAGGGAUAAAAACGGAGAUUUUCACAGUGAUAUUGGUGUUAAAACUCAGUUAAGAUAUGGAUGACGAGGCGGAGACGUAUAAAUUGUGGAGAAUCCGCAAAACAGUGAUGCAGCUGAGCCAUGAUCGAGGGUACCUGGUGACUCAGGAUGAAUUGGAUCUCACUCUGGAGCAGUUUAAGGAGUUGUUUGGGGAUAAGCCGAGUGAAAAGCACCCCUCGAGGCAGGAUCUCACAGUAUUGGUGGCUCACAAUGAUGAUCCCACGGAUCAGAUGUUUGUGUUCUUCCCGGAAGAGCCAAAGAUUGGCAUAAAGACAAUUAAGACGUACUGCACGAGGAUGCAGGAGGAAAAUAUUCACCGGGCAAUUGUUGUGGUUCAGGCUGGGAUGACUCCAUCGGCUAAACAGUCUCUCGUGGACAUGGCACCGAAGUACAUUCUCGAGCAGUUUUUGGAGUCUGAGCUCCUGAUCAAUAUCACGGAACACGAAUUGGUGCCUGAGCAUGUAGUGAUGACACCGGAAGAGAAGCAAGAAUUGCUGUCGCGGUACAAAUUGAAGGAAAAUAUGCUGAUGAGGAUUCAGGCGGGUGAUCCUGUGGCAAGAUAUUUUGGCUUGAAGAGGGGACAAGUGGUGAAGAUUAUUCGAUCGUCCGAAACAGCCGGGAGGUAUAUUUCUUAUCGGUUGGUUUGCUAGAAGAAAAA
Phlebotomus papatasi is the source of this 767-nucleotide messenger RNA. RefSeq names its product DNA-directed RNA polymerases I, II, and III subunit RPABC1 (gene Rpb5). The transcript is spliced from 3 exons. Gene Ontology annotation, molecular function: DNA binding; DNA-directed RNA polymerase activity. Lineage: Eukaryota; Metazoa; Arthropoda; Insecta; Diptera; Psychodidae. Gene Ontology annotation, cellular component: RNA polymerase III complex; RNA polymerase II, core complex; RNA polymerase I complex. The record is from RefSeq and is a predicted model, not a curated record. Bases 127 to 759 code for a protein of 210 amino acids. Gene Ontology annotation, biological process: DNA-templated transcription.